Eutrema salsugineum is the source of this 1007-nucleotide messenger RNA. Its product is annotated as histone H2B.2. Lineage: Eukaryota; Viridiplantae; Streptophyta; Magnoliopsida; Brassicales; Brassicaceae. Gene Ontology annotation, cellular component: nucleosome. The transcript has a single exon. Bases 177 to 809 code for a protein of 210 amino acids. Gene Ontology annotation, molecular function: structural constituent of chromatin; protein heterodimerization activity; DNA binding. The record is from RefSeq and is a predicted model, not a curated record. Gene Ontology annotation, biological process: nucleosome assembly.
AGUUUUCUUAAUUUUUUACAACCACCACGUAGUUGGCGGUUAAGCACCAACAAUAAGGUGUCUGAGCGACACGUCUCACCACAUGUCAAUCCAAGAAUUACCGUUACCCCAUCCCAAAAAAACCCAAUCGUUUAUUUAACCAUUUAACAUUUACGGUUUUACUUGCAAAGAUCACAAUGAUGGCACCGAGAAGAGAAAAGAAGGUUGUUUCGGUGACGAAGAAGAAGAAAGUAGUGGAAGAGACACUCAAAGUAACUGUCACAGACGGAGAUCCGAAUGUUAUCACCGAGACGCAGACACAAGAUGAAGAGACACAAGAUCUCACGUUUUCCAUUCCCGUCGAAGAAAACGUUACCACGGUUGAGAUCCCUGUGGAUGUUCGAGAUGAUCAAUCACCUCAGGCACCGGAAACUCCCGCUCCUGUAAGUGAAGGCACUGUGAAGGAGGCCCAUAAGGUUGAGAAGAAGCAAAGCAAGAAGAAGAAGAAGAAGAUGAUGAAAAGGGGUGAUUUAGCGGGAGAUCAUGAGUAUAAGAGAUACGUGUAUAAGGUGAUGAAGCAGGUUCAUCCAGAAUUAGGGAUAACGUCGAAGGCGAUGUCGGUGAUUAACACGUUCAUGGGAGAUAUGUUCGAGAGGAUUGCGGAGGAAGCAGCGAGGCUAAGCGAUCAUACAAAGCGGAGGACGUUGUCUUCGAGGGAGAUUGAAGCAGCGGUGCGGCUGGUUUUGCCUGGAGAGCUUAGCCGUCACGCCGUGUCUGAAGGAGCUAAAGCUAUUAGUAACUACGUUGCUUAUGGUGCCAAGAAACGUUAACAGUUUCGUGUUCUUCUUGUAAUUUUUUGUUUUUGUUUUCCAACUUGACGGUUAGGGUAAAGGUAGUAUAACAUAGAAAGCAUGGUUUCUAGAUCUUUUUUUUUGUUUGUGUGUGUACUUAUGUCCGUUUGUGUUCUAACUUCUAAUUCAGUGUCCUCCGUUCUGUAAAAUAUUUGUUUGCUCAUGUUUUUGGUGUUU